AUUUUGAAGUUACGCUGUCUCAAAUUGGAAGGAAUUCAUUCUGGGAUAUUUCUUUUCACGAGAAAUGCGAGGAUGAGUUCUAUUUCCAGUGGAAACUGAGCUGGUCUGCGAGUUAUAUCUCAGUGAAGUCAGCCGUUACGUGA
Molecule: messenger RNA, 143 nt
Organism: Dentiscutata heterogama
Lineage: Eukaryota; Fungi; Glomeromycota; Glomeromycetes; Diversisporales; Gigasporaceae
Source: the annotation of a GenBank genome assembly